GCUCCUCCUCCGGGUGGAAAUUCAUCCUUCAGGCUCAGCAGCGGACAUUUGUGUGGAGCUCCUCUGGAGUGGUGGACGCGGUAUUUGGAGCUCUUCUCCCGGCCAGCAGCAGCAGCAGCAGCGGCAGCCUCCUCUCCGGGCCCGGGUCUUAGCUGAACUGGGAAGACUGGAGCUCUGCUGGAGCUGGGCUUCUUCUGGUUUUUACGCAGCGCAUUUCCCCCGUCAGGAUUUCUCUGCCGUGUGUGUGUGACUCCGUUCUGGUGAUUUUUGUGGUUUAUCUUGCGGUGAAUGAGCUUCAGUGUGAAACUCCGGAGACAUCGUGUCGCCAGCCCGUCAGAGCGGCGGGAGGAGGAGAUUUGACACCGAGCAGCCAGCCUAUAUUUGUCCGCCGGAGGAGUGAGAGUGAGGAGGAAGGAGGAAAACCGAACUCUCCUGUCGCCAGCAAUCGCAACAGUCUGCAGAGGAAGAGGGAGGAUUUACCUCAGGACCCGACCGAGGAGGAGCUCUACGGUCAGUACAGCUCUGAAUAUCGCCUCUGCGUGGAUCUGCUAUGGAUUUGUUCGCUGUACUGUGGUUUGGUAUGAGGGUCUUCGUGGAUCUGAAUGCCAGUUUGAGGCUCGGUUUGCCAUGCUGUGGGUCUGUGUAGUUCUGUAUGCUGUGGCUGUGUGUGUUUGAGGCUCUGUUCGAAGCUCCUUGUGCUGAAGCUGUGGUUCUCUUUGAGGCUCGGUCGCUCUUCUCUCCUCUCCUCUCUGCGUGUUCGUGGACAGAGAUCGGGGGGCUGAGAGGAAAUAAACCCAGCAGCUCUGACUCUCUCUGUGUUUGCUCAAAUGUGAUUGUGCACACUCAAAGCAGCGUGUAACGGUGUGAAAACACAUCCGGGUCCACGGUCCUGGGCGGCUCGGUGCGUCUCAGUGCGCCGUGAUUCAGGCGGCGGCAGCGGCGGCGCAGCUCAGGGCGCAGGAUAUUUUUAGAGGAUCGCUGUGUUAUUAGCUCUCUGCUUGGCUACUUAUCCCCGCAACCGCCCUGCUACAUACCUCCCUGCACUCCUUUCCUUUCCUUGUCUCCUUCUGUUUCUCCCUUCUUCCUCGCGUGGACAGCUGAAGCCGCGUGGAGCCUCAUUCCUCUGAGUCCCCCCUGGCCUGAAACAAGAACAGGUGCAUUAGAGGAAGACUGACUGCGGUCCGAGAGAGAGAGGGAGAGAAUUUACACCCUGUGUGUGUGUGUGUGUGUGUGUGUGUGUGUGUGUGUGUGUGUGUGUGUGUGUGUGUGUGUGUGUGUGUGUGUGUGUCCGGGUUAUUUCAGGAGUCCUGUGGAGGACAGAGUCUCUCUCAGUCUCUGAAUGUGGACUCACACUCAGCUACACACCUCAGUGUUUGACAGACUGGUGUUUAGAGGCGCGUGCUGUUCUUGCUUGCAUGUGCGCGUGCAUAAUAAGACUCUAAAGUUGGUCUAAGUGUGUGUGAGUUUAUGUGUGAGUGUGUGAGUGAUUGUGGAAACGUGUCACAGAAGUCAUUAGAUCAGAAAAUCAUGAGCACUUGAAUACACACACCUGGUCUCGUGCCCCUCUGUGUGUGUGUGUGUGUGCGCGCGUGUGUGUGCGUGUGAAGGUGUAUCCUCCCCGCUAAAGGUGAAGCCUCGUGCUCAGGAGGAUGUGUUCGCCCACAUUUAUCGUGAUUCCACUCACGUCCGCUUUGCCAUGGAGACGUUAGACAGCCUGCCGAGGUCUGUGUGUCUCCUCUGACCGAGAAAGAGGGGGGAGAGAGAGAGAGGGGAGCUGAAAGUAGAGAUGGAGGGAUAGUAAAAAGCUGGUUGUUGAGCUCCAGAGUCAGUUUACCUGCUCAGAUAAUCUCAGUCUUUUCACACCUCAUUUAAUGAGUGUAUUUAUUCAGGACAAAGUACAUUAGCCAGCACUGAUCAGUGUGAGUUAAUGUAAAUAAGCAGGAAUCAGCACAAAAGUUGGAUUUCAUCUUUAAUCUUAAACCAGACACAUACAACAGAGUAAUGAUCUGACACUUUUAAAGUAAUUACAGUAUACUUUUAGCACCUUUUUAAGGACAGCUGUCACAGAGUGCCUCACAGCGUCAAAUUUAAAAGAUAAAACAACUAAAAAAAAGGAUAAAUUCACCUCACAGCACACACAAAAACACACACAGACAGGCCUAUGUUACAGAUGGACACAUACAUCACGUCACAACUGGACACUUGACAUUGUUUUUGACAUGUUACUAAAUUAUCCCCCAAAGAGUAAACUAGUUAACCAGGAGGUAAAGUGACCCUUAAACUAUUUCUGAGAUAUUAAAACUUAAAUAAAAGGACUUAAUCUUUAGUUUUUGCUCCAACUGCUUCCAGAGAUCUUUGUCAGUCAGUCUGAGUGUGUCUGAAUCCUUCAUCAUCAUUCCUCGUGUUCUCCUGACUGUAAAAAUGGCAGUACAAGGUUUCAGAGACACACCAAGCUACACUUAGCUUAAUCUCACAACAACACACUUUAUUUUUUUGUUUGUUUUGCUAAAAUAAUCGUAGAAACUGUGAGAUUCUUCCAAACAGUCACUGCAUGUUGUUCUUGUCAACAUAUUCUUACACCUUUUUUUGUUUUACAUUUAUUCUGGGGGUUUACACAUCCUGUAAAUCUGUACUCCACUCUCUCUGUCAUGUUCGUCUCUGCAGAUGAGGAUACCUGAGGACUCUGUCCACCGGUCUGCCUCUAAACUCUCUGUCAUUGUUUCCUCUCUGUCUCUACACUGCCCCCUACUGGUCUUUUCCACAUCGCACCACAUAUCCAUGUCACCAUGUCAAACCAACCAACACGUGGCAGCAUCAUGGCACAGUUUGGAUUAGGGUUAGCAUGGGGUUAACAGGAAAUGAACGUCUCCUGCUUUUAAAGUCAAGAUUGAUCAAAAUCUGAUCUCCGAGUUUGUUUUCUGAUUGUUUCCCCCUGUCAUAUCUAUACCCAAAAUAUCAACACAGAGCAGCUUGCAAAUAAAAUAAUAAAAAUGUCAAAGCAUGUGUAAUAAAUUCUGACGUAUUUCCAGUCCAGUGUUGUUUUUGAAGCUGAUUUAAUUUUAGAAAGUCGGCCAAAAAUCAGCAAAACGAUAAAACUUGAAGACCAAUUCAAUCGUAAAGUGCAAAUGACAUCAAUAAAAUCGAAAUAAAUGAGCAACAACUUUGUGGAGCUAAAAACCUACACACACACACACACACACACACACACAGGAAAAAAAGGUCUUUAUGGAGUGAAAUUCUGUCUCGAAAAUUUUAAAGGUCAUGACCAUGUUUGUUGAAAGUAGGCACAGCUUUACUUGCUGUUUUGAAUUAAAGUAGGCUCUGUGAUUGGCUGAACAACAUCCAAUCAAAAACCUCUGAACAUGUAGAAAUCCAAUGAGUUUAUAAAGGCCUGUCUGUAAAUGAACCUGUCCCUGUCCUUACCUCCCCCUGGUGCCCCCCCGGCAUACCUCUUCCCUCCUGUCCUGGUGCUGGUCUUAGCAGACCUGGCUCAGUUUUUUUUUCGGCCCUCACAGAGCUGUCCUCUUUGGCCCGUCUACAAUCAGGUUCUUAGAGACAGUCUGCUGCAGUCUGACCUUUAGCUCCUGGUCAGGAUUCAGCUCUUGUCUGCAGGCCUGAGCUCUGAUAGUGUGUGUGCAUGUGUGUGUGUUUAUGAGUGUGAAGUAUGAAGUAAAGAGUGUGUUUCUUCAUGAAGUCCCCCCCUCGUUUUAAACCCAUCUGUCCUGAUCCUCUCUCUGGAUCUCUCUUUAAUGGUCUUACUCCUCACUGACUCCCAGCAGCUCCUCCCUCAGCUCCUGUUGGACUGAAAGGACGGGCUAAACCCUAAAGGGCAGUUUGGAGGGGCUGAGUGGUCCCCCAGGGGCCGUUUCUCCUGAAUCCUGCACAGAGGGCCAAGAGGGCCGAAUAACUGAGCCUGACCGACGGACCUAAAUCAAUAAUCAGACCAGCCCACCCCCCAGCUCAGUUUUAGUUAGUUUUACUUUACUGUGCUCUGAUCAGACAUGUAUGCAGAGAGGAGCUGCAGCUGAGCACACACACUGUGUCUGUGUGCGUGCAUGCGUGUGUGUGUGUAAACAGACGUCCUGUUGUGUUUUGUAGACAUGCUGUCUGUAAUCCCCCAACACUGUUUGUUUCACACUCUGACUGGUGAGCAUACCUGUGUGUGUGUGUAGUUAUAUGUGUGUUUUAAGCAUGUGUAAGUACUGAAUGAAGUGUGUGUGUGCAGAUCUUCCUCAGUCAGCUGUUGUAGGUGCAGCAGACUCUGCAGCAGAAGCAUCCCGAUGAGUCGAAACAUGAAGCUGCAGUUCCACAGAAACACCUACGCUACACAGACCUGAACACACGCACACAUGCACACGUUGAUAGCUGCAAGUUUCUGCAUGAUUUGAUUUUGGUUUUAAACAUCAGCUUCAGAGCAAAGGCCAGGGUCAGCUAACCAGUGUUGUGUUUGAGAGAGAGAGUGUGUGUGUAAGUGUGUGUUUGUGUGUGUGUUUCUGUGGUUUGGAGGAAAUCCUGAUGGUGCUUCUGGUUUGGGUUUCUGUUCUUCUCUCUUUUAUGUAAGAACUAAAAUGCUGAGCAACUGCUGACCUUAAGUCACCCUGAGUCACAGCCGAAUACAGACCUGAGGCUGACUUAAACUAGAGGCACAGGAGAGUGCAGACCCCAGGCUGACUAUCAGUGAGGCCUUUCUCCAGCAAGGCCUCUGGUAAGGGACCUCUAAUUAAAAGGCAGUCGUGCAGUGUUGAACACUUGUUUCUGUGCAGCUCUUCAGUGCUGCCAAUUCCACCAGAGUUUGAAUGAGGGUUUGAAUUUGAAAGCUUGGAGUUCAUAGUCUGACCUCUGACCUUAGACACUUAAAGGAUCAUUUUUAAGACCUUGAAAGUAACUGCAUUCAGAGAGACUCCCCUUUACUUAUCCACCGUGUUUUCGCAUGUUCAUAGUCUCAGUUUGAGCUGCUUUAGUUUGAUUGGACUUCAAACACACUUCAAGUCCUCUAACCUCCUGCUCUCCACAUAUGAGCUGCUCCUAAUGAAGCUAAUCCUUAACAAGAUAGUAUUUCUGUGCUAUCAAACCCUGCACGCGUGUGUGUGUGUGUCGUCCUCAUGAUGAAGCUGAUCUUCAGUCUUUAUCUCCUGGAGGAAAGAGGACUUUCUGUCGGCUCACAGAUCAGUUUCUGAUUCUCCGUCUGUCUCAUCAUAAAAGCUUGAGGAGAGAGGGAGAGAGCAUGUAAGGGGGUGAGCGUCUUUAUCAGGUUGGGAGAACAGAUUUACACCCCCCUCCUCCUCCUCUCUCUCCCCCCUCUCUAGUCUAAAUCAGGUAGGCCUCUGUGAGCUCUUUGCAGUGAUCCUCUGCCCACAGUUGGUUUCUAUUCUCUGUGUGUGACUCACGCUCUCGUCACGCCGCGGCCACUCCGUCAUCACGCCCUCCUCCUCACGCCUGGAUGUCCACCUGUCGAUAACCACGUGGCUCUUUAGUCAUAGUGAGGAAAUAACUGCGUGCUGUCUGUUUUAAGGUGCUGAUGCUCGGACACUAUUCUUAGUCUGAAGAGAGAUGGAGGCAAACACGGGCUCGGAUGGUGACGGCGGCUCUGAGGGUCUGAGCUGGACUGGAGCUGACGGGGGAAGGUCUCUGUUGUCAUGGUUUCAUAGGGUUUUAAAUAGAGACUGAUAAAUCAGGCAGAGAGCUGCAGUGAUGGAUCAGACUGUCAGUCAGCUGUUAGAGUGCGAACUUCCAGCAUCUGAACAGCUCUGAGUUUGGGUCUGUUCAGUCUUUUCUAACAUGUGUAUUAAAGUCUUAUGUACCUGUUUCGGUUCAGAUCAGGUAUUCUCCUCUCUUCUCGGACUCUCAGUGUACUCUGGGUAUAUGAUUAUCCUUAUUUAAAGCUGUGUCCACCUGUAUUUCGAUUUUUGUAAAAACAUUUUUUUCCUCUCAGUUUUCAGAAGUUCCCUUGGGGGAUAAUUGUUUUAAAUUAAUCAUUUCUGUUUAAAAUAAUUUGGUCUCUCUCUUUAUAAUAACCACAUGUAACAGGAGCUGGUCUGAAAAUUUAGAGAUGUUUUUAUAUUCAGGUUAGUGUGGCAUUAUCUGGUAUGUGUAUGUGUGCACAGGAGGACAUAUGAAUAGGGGUGGGAGAAAAAUCGAUACAGCAAAGUAGGGCUGGGCGAUAUAGGAAGAAGUUUAUCAUGAUAUAAGAAUGAAAUUUUCAGUGCUUAUUGGUAGCAUGUUUUGCAAUACAAUAAGCUGUGAUUCUUUAACGUUUUGUCGUAAGGCAUUGCACUAGGAAAGCGGACUGAAUGGUCGGCUGUUUCAGCUGCACAAGCGCCAUGGGCUUCUUGCUUUGCUUGGGGUUUGUAACCUUUUGCAUUGAACGUGCUCUGCCGGGUGGCACUGCUUCAGGUGGUGAAAAAGAUUUGAGGUGUUCCCCGACUUUGCGAAAAAAAACACAUACUCGACAUAAUUUACAGUGCACAUUACUCUCUCAUGUCCAACCUCAAAAAAACAUAAUACCUUCACACCAUUGAAACAUUUUGUGCCUGUGUUGCCGAAGAUGUCAUCAUCUGUUGAGCCUUCAUUGGAGCAACUCCUCUUUUCAUUGGCUAUUCAUAUAGUCUACCAAAACAUGGAAGAUUGCUGACUAUCAAAAAGCAUAUUGACCAUGUUUCAUAUUGAUAUUGAGGGAAAUUAAUUUUUGAUAUAAAUCGUCAUCGGUUUAUCGCCCAGCCCUACAGCACCCCUAUAGUUUGUCUGGUGAUGAAUUGUAUCAUCUCAUUUACCAAGUAUUGAUUUUUCAAAUUAUUGUUAAUAUGAAGUCAAAUCUAUGAUAAUGGAAAAAUAAAAUCAAAUGUUGUCCAGUGAGGUUGGCAGACAUCACAUCAUAGAGCAGGAAAAAGUUAGCACAACAAAUAUAUAAGAUUUGCAAGAUGGUGCUACAUGAAAGUAAAAUACAGCGUAAAUAAGACAAACAUAAAUGAAGCCAAAUGCUAAACUAGCUAAACAGUUGAAAAAAUUGUAUAGAUCACAAUAUAUUGUAUCGCAAUACUCACUGGAUUGCAAAAUGUUAAAAAUCGCAGUAAUAUCAUAUCAUGGCCCAAGUCUCGUGAUAAUAUUGUAUUGUGGGGCCACUAGUAAAUUCUCAUUCCUGCAUAUGAUUGGGAGCAGAACCUCACAGACUGAGGCUAUGCUGUCCUGUAUCAGCUCAGUGUUAGUCGAGAUAUGUGGCAGCAGUUUAAUCCGUUCUGGAUCACUGAGACUCUGCGGAGUUAUACAGGUAUCACAUUCAGAAAACAACAAUUUAAGGGGUAUAAAGUCACACUGUGAGACCAGAGACUGAAACAAAACCAUCAUUUUAUAGUUACCUUAAAGAAACCAGAUACAGAAAUAUGAAAUAUUUCCAAAUACUGUUCACACAGAGUGAGUCUGUGUGACCCGAGGACUUGAUCCUGCUGAGAGAAACCCUACAGAGAGAAAGUGUGAGUGUGUGUCUGUGAGUGUGUGUCUGUGUGUGUGUGUGUCUGUGUUCAUAUGAGUGCUACCUGUACACAUGUGGGAGUGUGAGAUGCUGUUUGUGGUGGCCUGCUCACCAGGAGCAACAAUGUCGUCUAUUCACACACACACACACACACACACACACACACACACACACACACUGAGCUGCUAGUGUUUGCCUGUUAGAUUUCACAUGUCGGCUCCUCUCUUCUCUCAUUUCCUCCUCCUGCUGGAUUUACCUCAAACCAACACUAACACACUGCCAGCUGUGUCAGUGUUAGUUUGUGUGUUUAUUUAUGUGUUCGCGUUAGUUUACACACUCACACACUCUCACACACACACACACACAGACAUGUCUCUGUCAGGUGUAGAGUUUACCUGUCCUCUGUUUCUUUAGCUGCUCUGCUCUGAGUCAGACUCCAGCCCCGACUCCUCUGUGAUGAUCAGGUAUGAAAAGACUUGAGCAGGUAAAACUCACCUGUCGGCCCUGAUGCUGUAACGCGCUCAGAGUAAACACCUCUUUAAUCCACUUUGUCACACGACUCCUUCCCUCUUUCCCCUCUCUCUCUCUCUCUCUCUCUGUCAAAGGAUGAUUCAGAUAUUUGUGAAUGUGAGCUCUCAUUUUAAUCCUCAAUGAACAGAAGCUCACGUUUAACUCUCCACCCUCCUCACCCUCUCUCCCCCGCUUAGUAUAGCAAAGGCGUCUCCACGGUAACAGAGAAUUCCUUCAAGGAUGAGAGAGCUGUACUCCUGGGUAUGUGGUGGUGGUUUCCUCUGCUCUGAAACACAAAGUCCAUCAUCACUGACAGACAGACAGGCAGACGAGGAUCACGUCUUUGUGUAUACUACUACAGUUUACUCUGAGGUCUUUCAAUACUCAGAAAACAGCCAAACAUAUCGAUCUGAGUGUAGCUCAUUGACUGUCUGAGAACCACGCGGGUUAUUGAUCAGAUUAGGUUUCUUAUUAGGUAUGAAUGGUAAUGAUCAGCCUGAUCUUUGCUGCCUCCUCUUUUCCUACAUGAAUGUGGAUUAUGAGAGAAGAAAAGGAGCUGCACCUGUUUAAACAAACUUUAUUGUAAAUGAGUGUGUGGACGAUGCAGGGCAGCUGUCAGCUUUGAUAGACACCCCCUUUCAGCUCGUGUGCAGAUGUGUGUAACGGAUCAGGAUGUCAUGAGUCACCCUUUCAUCCCGUUAUUCACCCUGCCAUUCAUCUCUCCAUUCAUCCACCCACACACCACCCACUCAUCCAUCCACUCGCUCAUCCACCCGUCAAUCUACGGCUCUGUGAAGGCCGUAUGAUUCACACUGCAUGUGCGUGCGCGUGUGUGUGUGUGUGUGUGUGUGUGUGUGUGUGUGUGUUGGUGGAGGAGUGACAGGAGGAUGCAGCAGCAGGAUUUGUUGAUUGAUUGGGCUGUAGAGAGAGAGAGACUACACCGAGAAAAACAGGAAAAAGUAGAGAGGGAGAACAUGAGCGUAGGAGGGGGGUAGUAACAGGUGAGGACAGGUAGGAUACACAGUGACAUCCUGCAGGUGUGCUGUUUGAGGUGGAGAAACAGACGGUUUUCUGUCAUCACAUUUCCAAAGGUGAACCUAAUUUAGUCUGAGAUCAUCUCCAGCAGCUUCAGACUGAUCGAGUCUGCAGAUCAAUGUUCAUCCUGUAGAAGAAAGCUGUAGAGCCGUAUAUCUGUACAUCGUCAUGAUUUCAACGUGUGUGUGUGCUCAGGUCACAUCACAAGGCAUACAGUGUCAGUCAUGUGACCUGAAACAUGUCGUGCACUGAUUAAUCUGUGGUAAAUGUCUAACAAAAGUCCCUUUAAUGUAGCUCCUCAUUUAAACACAGAGAAACUGUGUCAUGAGACUGUAGAAGGCUUUGUUCAUAAUUUUUAACAUUAGCAGGAGUUUUUGCUUACAUGAGUACGUGAGUCUGUAAGGGCCUGUAUCCACUGAUGGGGUUUUGGUUUUAGACAUAAGGGCCUUUAUCCACCCACAGGUCUUUUGAAUAUAAGGGGUUGAAUCUUUAGCAAGUUUCUUUUUAAUUGUUAUUUCUUAAGAUAUGAGGGCCUGUUUCUAUGACAGUGGGGUUAUUUGAUACGUAUGAGGGCCUGUGUCCACUAAUCUUUUUUUUUUUUUUCCGCUUACCUCCUGUUUUUGAACAAACCAAAGCAGUGGAGCUUCUCUAGUACUCAGUGUUUGUGCUCAAACUUUCUCGUCAGUGUAAACCCGACUUUCUCUCAGAUCUGUCCUGAACUAAUCUGAUUACAGGAUCCAGAGAGGCUUUCUUUAAUGGCUGUAUAUGAAUUUAUUUGACUUUGUGUGAGCUGAGUGUUUGGCGAUGAAGUCAAAGUGACAGCAGGUGUCCUGUUAUCAUUAGGUGAGCUCUGUGUCAGAUAGACUGUCAGCGGUGAGUUUCUUCAGUUUGAAGGAAAUAAAGGCUAAAAAUGUUUCAUUGACUUAUUCUCAAACCUCUCAAAGUCAGUCUUUCUUUCCUGUGACAGUGAUGCAAAUCAGACGUGAAGCUCUGAGCUCUGCUUUCUCUGAGACACUUAAAAUCACUGAUGGUGUGGCAGUUUGAUGAAGGUUUUUAUGGUGCCCUCGAAGGGUCGCAUAAUCUUUCACUGAGGGGUCAGAGUUAAAUAAUAAAAAUAAAAACAACAGAUUUCUCCUAAAUAACCCAACACAGAAGACGAUUUCACAAGAACUGUGGUGUUUUCAGGUUCAGGUUGAAGCUCCUGUGAGGUUCCGUCAUAUGGUAAAAAUGUCAACAUGUACACUCAGCCUGUACAGUGAUAGGCCUGUGUGUGUUUUUGUAGGUAAUAAAAGGUCAAACCUUUUAAUUUCAGCCUGUUUCCUGACCAGAGAGGAAUUCAAGUAUUCAUCUGUGAACAUCAGUUACCUGCUGCAGGAGUCACUUCAGAGAAGCAUACCUGUCUGCUUCAAACUCAGAGGAAUGACAGAGUUGGACUAACAGCUGGAGGCGGCAUGCCAUCAUCUGCUUUGAGUUUAAACAUCAUGUGGAUCCUCUUCAUGUUCACCUGAAACCAGGUGUUCAGUCUGCAGAGCCUGGCCUGUAAUCAAAGCGGCUCUUUUAGAGACUUUUUGAACUUUAUACUGACACAUUCUCAACCUCUUUGCACUGAACAUGUUUGUCCCGUGGACAUGUUUGCUUCGUUUCUUCAGGGUUAUUAGUCUAACCCCCACCCUCUGUUGGUGCAGCAGAGUCUUCACGUCAUAGGGUCUCUGAUUUCACAGUCACAGCUCCUCUUCUCUCUGAGCUUCAAACCUUCUGUUAAAAAGAUGCUGACGAAUCACUCUCUGUGUUUCUGAAGUGAGACUCACAGGGCGCCCUCUCUCUCUCCUUCUUCUUCUUCUGUGGUUGUUUACAGAGAACAGGGGGGUGGUUAGGCAGCGUGUUUGAGGUAUGCUAAUUCCUUCAUGGCGUCCUCGCUCUGCUUGUUGUUAUUCAGAUCACCAGCUUACCAAUACGACCACUCCUAACAAGACUGUCACCCACUGAGGGGGGAGAAAGCAGGAGGAACAGGACGGUAUUUAAAGGACUGCCCCCCACUGAGAGGGAAGAGGGGGGGGGGGAAGAAGUUGUAGAGGAAGUGAUUGGAGGCUGCAGAGAGGAGCAGAUAUCAGACAGAGCAGCAGGAUGUUUAAAAUGAGAGACUGCAAACACAAACACAUCAGAGAAAGUGUGUGUGUGUGUGUGUGUUUUACCUGCGAGAACUCAGUCUUAUUUUCAAGCUCAACACAUUCAAUUUUUUGCAACAUAAAUUUCUUGAAGACUUAAGUCAGAGAAGUCGUUUUGAUGGGUUUAUUUCUUCAGAGAGCUGCUCUGAUGUGCUGUGAAAUUUUAAGAUAUUAGAUGCUGUGUUUAAGAGUCACCUGACUUUUAUAAUCUCUGGCUUUAUAAGAGUUUCAGUGUCACCUGUGCAGAGUCAGUGUGCUGCGCCUGUAGAGAGGAGGUGACAGCUGUGUAAAUCUCACUUGUUCUAAAAUAUCUAUUGCUCUACCUACAGACAGAAUAAAAGACACAAGAUAAGAUCUUUUAUUAAGAUUAUUUAUUCAGUAAUGUGUCUGCUGUCUGUUUCUGACACUCUAAAAUGCAAUAGUAACUUCAUACAGCCCACAUGGUGAAGCUGGUUGGCUCUAAGCAUGAACUCUAACUCACUGCACAUCACUAAAACCAAACUCUGUCAGCUGUUCGUACCUGCAGACAUGUCCACAUCAGCUGUUGCUGUCACUGAGCCUAUAACUCUGAGUAUCUGUGAUAUCCAAACUGAAGCUGAUCCAACAGAGGGGAGAGUUUAACUCUGAGUGAAGGUCGGAAACUUCUCUCUGAUCCUCUUCUGAUCAACUAUAAAACUGUACACUCUGACCUGACCAGCUGCUAAUACACUAAAUAUGAUCGCUGAGGAUUAUCAUCCCCUCAGAGCUGACUGAAGGAGGAAGGAGCAGGGGGGAGAGGAAAGAAGAAAGGAAAGAGGAAAGAAGGAGUCAGUGGUUUUGGAGGGAAAGUGGAGGAUUAAAGCUCACAUCAGACAUCAGAUUACAGAGCUCAGAUUAGCCAGACUGAGAUUGUGUGUGUGGGUGGUGCAGUAUAAAAAGGUUGUGUGUGUUUAGCCCAGCUGUCAUUUUCAGUCACACCAGCAACUGUCUGCAGCCGUCCGUCUUACACACACACACACACACACAUACACAGACACACACACAGUAAUCAUAUCUUAGUAUCUUAGUCAGAGACUUAAAUAUCAAACUGACCCUUCAGCAUUAAAGCCCCACUGGUUUUUAUGAUGCCAACAUGUACGGGUACCUUCGGCUUCAUUCCCUUAUGCCGCUCCCUGUUCUCUCUCUCUCUCUCUCUCUCUCUCUCUCUCUCUCGCUUUCACUUCUUAAAGUGUAACUCCUGUAUUUGUGUUGAUUUAUAGGAUUAGUGACCUACAGCUUCUGUGCAGAUCGGUUAGUUUGCGUUGGUUUUGGCGCCCCCUGUGGACAAAGAUUUGUGUGUUCAGACAAAUCUCUCAGUGGUUUGGGCAGAGAUCUGUCAGUCUUCAGUCUCCUCACUGAUCCAACAUUAAAUCUUUACUGUCACUGAGCAACAACUGAGCGAGACAGCAGGACUUCAGUCUGAGCAGAACCACCGCUGAGUAAGGUUAAACAAAACUGAUUGAAAACAGGGGCAGGGAGACUUACGCAGCAAGGGACAAACAAUAUAUUUGAAAACUUAUAUUUUAUAAACAGAAUAAAGUCAGAGUAAAACCAACAGCAGCUUACACACACACUGAUACCUGAACGUCUUUAGAUACAUGAAACAUGAUACAAUUCAGAUUGACCAAUCACAGGACUGACAGUCUUUACUGUGGGAUCUUUACAGAAGUGAACAUCAGGCUGAAUGUACACACUCCUGUGUAGAUAGACGACUGCACAGACCUGCAGAAAGUGACACUAGCUCAGCACCAGGCUGACUAAAGAGUUUUGUGAUAUUAGUGUGGGAUAAAAACUGAUUUCAAUACAGAGCUUCAGUCACAUUCAGAAUACACACACACACACAUGCACACGGUGAAAACAGCUUCAGUUAAUUGGAGUGAGAUGUAAUUACUGCUGCCACCUACACAAUCUCUAACUAUCACUCUGUUACUCCUCUUUAUUCCCCUCUUAUUCGCUUAUUCUCUCUCUCUCUCGCUCCCUUUCCCACCAUUCUCUGAUUGGUCGGUCUUUCAUGUUUGGUUUCUGCAGCGUUGCAGCGUUAUAAUUAGCCUACUGAGAUGCACAAAGCAUCGCAGCAUUUCCCCUUAUGAGCUGUUAGCCUUCACACUUAAACUUGCACAUAAACACACACUCACACACACACACACACACAUGCACACACACUCCGCUUACAGCAGCUCAGCAUCAUCAGCGCUUUCUCUGCUCGCUAAGAAAGAAGCUCACAGGCUUCUUAGAGAGUGUGUGUGUGUGUGAGUUUUAAGUGUGUAUGUGUGUGUGUGUGUGUCCUCUUUCUGUCCUGCUGUGUCUCUUUUACUCUGGGAAUUAAAUCCUCAUCCUCCUAAAGUAGGGGAGACCAGUUUGAGUUGUUACAUUUUCUCAUGUUCCUUCAUAUCUCACAGAUUACUUGAAUAUGUGUUGACUCAUAAUCAGAGCUGCCAGUGUAUCUAAUCAAACACAGACUGACAUGAUUGAUCAGGUCUGAUCAAACAGUCUCACUGUUACUGUCACUCUAUCAGACAUCAGCUGUUUAAAUGAAGACAUGGGACAGGGCCUGCAUCACCUGCCGUGACACCAAAAUAAACACAUCAAGAGGGGAAAACAUACAGUAUCAUGUAGUAUCGUGCUGUCCUCUCUACACCUGCUUUCUCCUGCUCCUCUCUCUUUAAUAAUCCUGAAUUAAUCUUCUUAAAAUCUGAUAUAUGAUUCAGCUCGGAUGUUUUUCUAUAGCAGGAAGUCUUUCAGUCUCUCUGAUGACUGAGGACUCCUCCUGUCCUCACUAUGGGGGACAGGGUUGAUCUGUAGAUCUGUCAAAGUUUUUUUUUUACAUUGUAAAGGUGAACCUAAACAGUAUUUGUCUCUAUCAGGAGGUCUCUCACUCUCCCUAAUGGUUGGACUCCUACUCUGUCGUCCUCUAAGUGUAACCCUCAGAUUGAAGGAUGUUUUUCUCGCUCAGAUCAGAGAUCAUCAGUCUCUGUGUCCUGACUCUGUCCUGUUUCUGGUUAAAGGAUUAUUUUUCUCUUUAGGUCUGUGUUUUUGGAGAUAAUAAAUCUCUGCAUGUUUCAGUCAGACUCCAGGAAUCAAACGCUUGCUCUGUGUUUUUGAACUCUGGGAGGGCAGGAAGAGACGCCACACCUUCAGGAUGCCAGGUCACUGUUUCCUCCUGUGACUCUGUCCAUGAAGAGUUUAAAAUAACCUCCACACCCUCCAUCACCACCACUCAUGAUUGGACAGUUUUACAUAACAACAUACCAGCUGAAAUAAAAAAAAGGCUUAUCAAGAGGAAUCCAGACUUAUAAAUGUGUCCUGUCCCACCACUUUCAGCCUUUACCCUCCUGCUGCUGCUGCUGCACACCUCAGAGAUUCAUAAGCCACGUUUACAUGGGCCAAAUUUCUUGAUCCGAUUAAAAAUUUGAGGGAUCAAAUAAUCUGAAUCCACAGUUUGAAAUCAAAUAAUCAGAUCAUGACUUGAGUAUACAUGUACCAAACUUAAUUCAGACUUGAAGCGUUUGGACAUGCGCAGAGUUGUCAGAUUUCGCUUAAACAACCGCAGAAGAAAAAGAGUUGUAUUUACGCCUUUGCUGUCAACAAAACACGGUUCUGGCUCACUCCAUCCAAUUCAGUAGUUUUCCCCCUGUUAAAUGUUGUCACUAGUUGGUGCCCUUGUGUACUCAUUUACCGUUCUGUCAAAGGUUACACUGUGCGUGCAGAUGUGACAUCAUGACGUUGUAUGUACGCCUUGUUAUGGAGCAGACACGGAACAUGCAGUUGUGUUUUAUGCCAGAGUGUUCAUAUUGAAACCUGCUGUACUGACCUCAAUAAUAAGAGAGUCACGAUCUGAAUAAGUGUUUACUUGGAUGGGUCUCGUAGUAAUGAUCGGAAUAAACCACCCCUCUCGAUCGGAAUACAAUUUCUUUCCAAUUGAGCCGAAUUGGUGUUUACAUAACACAUUUUAAUUCUGAUCAAGUAUUUAUUUCGAUUAUUUGUGCCCAUGUGAACGCAGCUAAUGAUUCAUUAAACAACCCUUUCCAAACAGACUGGAAUCAAAUCGAACAGCUGAUCAGGUCAUCACUCAUCUAUACUUGUCUUCACAUUGAGCUUCAUGUUGCUAUUUUAGAUGAACAGAAAGCCCUCAGUCAGAAUAAACAGACUCAAACUUACUGGAGUGUCUCUGGGUUACAGGAGGACACUUAAAGCAUGUAAUUGAAAUGAUCCUCCAAACAUGAUCAUGUUUGGUUCAUCUUAUAAAGAGGGCAUCCUGAAGGUCCAGCUGCCAAACACUGUAGCUGCCAUUUGACAGCGACAGUAGAUUUCAGGGUGGAAUAUUUUCUUGACCUUUGAGUCGACUUUGAUAAAGCCACCUCAAAAGUCAAACUGAUAACUGACCGUCCUGUGUUUUUCAUAUUUAGUCCAUAAAUCUUAGACUAAAGUUUAAAAACAAACUUUAUUUUUCACUCUGAGCUCUAUGCCCUGAUGAAAGUCCUGAUCCUGUGACAGAGAGCUGAAAACACCCUCAUAUCUGACUGCUGUGUGUUAGUGUACACACUGAGAUCAUAUUUAUAGUGUGCGUGUGUAUGUGGGGUCAUGUUUUUCUUUUCCUUGUCCCUCUGUCCUGUUUUCCCGCCCUGCCGGCUUUUUCCCAUGAUCCUUUGUGUGUUUAAAGGUUCAGGUUCACAUCUGUUCCAGCUGUCUCUGUGUCCGUCAUGAAUCAGAGCUGCUGUGAUGGAGGAGAGUCCGGAUCUUUCCUCCAGGUCUGUUUUCUCUGUCAGCACGCUCUGAGGCCGCUGUCCUUCUCUUUCCCACAAUCCUCUGUUUUUCUGUCAGGACGUAAACAUCCUGAACUUACUCCUCAUCGUCAUCAUCUUCACCCUCUUGUUGAUCUUUAGUUAGAGCUGGUAAAGACACACACCUGAGACAGGAGUAACAUGAACUCUUACUGUCUCAAUCAUGACACUUGAGAAAACUGAAUCAUUGCCUCACUCCAAUUAAGAGCGGACAACUGAAGUGCAUGUAGACACCUCAGUCCGACUAUAAUCAGAGUUUGAGAACAAGAUUAAGAACCCCAGAUAAUGUGAUUGGAAUUCAAUUUUCUUUACCAUGUAACCAGCGGAGUUGGAGUAUGACAGGACAAUGCAUGUGCGUGUGCGCCACGCCCCCUUAACCCCGGAACAAAAACACCAGAGAAGAGGAGUAGCGUUCAUCUCAUCUGCAGAAAAAGUAGCCCGUCCAUCAUGUACGACAAAAACAAUGCUCUACGAUGCUCCAUCUUCUUGCUGGAAAAUGCCCACCAGCAGUUGUAGCCACUUAUGAUGUCUGGCACCGACCUGCUGUUGUUGUUGACAGUUGUAUGGGGUCGGAAACAGCGCAGCUGAAAAGACCCAUAUCGCCCCCUAGCUUUGGGGAGGAGGACAUGUUCACGUCAAUAAUUCAAUUUUCUCAGCUGCAUGUAUACACGGACAAGGAGAGAAGUCCGAUUUGGCGAAAAAACGAAUUAUGUCCAAUAGCUUAGUCCAAUUGAGCCGUGUAUGUUAACGCACUGAGUAUCUGCACCUCACCUCCACAUAGAGAUUACAUCCCCUUUUUGGUCCAUAAAUAACUAUACCUGCAGAAAUAUUCAUACCUGCUAAACUGACAUCUCUCUGAUAAUGUUCCUGUUCCUGUUUAGAAAGCAGAUAUGAGGACAGAGAGAGAAUAAGAGUUGAAAGAGUCUGAUCAGAGAUAGAUUUGAGUUCAUACAGGCUGUUACAAGUGAUUCUGCAGCCCGAUAGACUUCUGAUGAAGACAUCACACAAACACACAGCCUGGCUCUGAACUGAAACUGGAGGUUUAAUCUGACUCUGUUUUCAUAGAUUAAUCCGGAUGAUGACAGUAAACGAGUUUAAUCCAGCAAUUAUCCUAAUCUGAGAGUAAAGGUGGACUCUCUAAUCCAGAACACACACGCAGGGUCUUUCUGUUCAUGAUCAGUCUGGUCGACUGAUAUCAGUUUUGAACAGCUGAUGCUGAUAAUGUAAGAGCAGUUUGGCUGACGGCUGAAAUAUAAUACUAAUAAUACACUGUUGUUAUUGUAGCUGUUGUUGAAUUUGAAAAAUAAAUCAAUUUAGUGAGCCUUACAAAUGAGAAAAAAAUGAACUAAGCAAAUAUUUCAUUUGAUAGAUUUAGACCAAAAAUCACCAAAGAGACUUUGUGUUAUCAGUCCAUCUAUUUGAAGUAGGGUCAUUUAUAAAUCUGUUAUUCAUUAAAACCUAACUCUUGUGAUUUUUGUCAGUAACAGCAGUAAAACAGCUUUUGAUGAACUGAUGAAAAAGACAAACACUGGGUUAUCCUUUAGAUUGCAGUACAUGGCUGAUAUUUAUGUCAGAAACCACAUUGAGAUACAUGACUCUGCACAUUAAAUUAGAAUUUAUGAAGCACUCUAACCAGUGAGUGUUACAGAUUUGACAGGCUGUCAUUGGUGAUAAUAAAACCGUGUUUUAUUUAGUAAAGGUGAAUGUGAUACCAGCGAUGUGAGGGCUGAUGUGAAGCUAAUAAUGUUAAAAUGUCAUUAAUUAUCCAGAUAAAUCAGCCUGCUCAUUAAUCUGUCUACCUCUAGCGUGGAAUCUUAAACCCGCCCACAGAAACCAGACAACCAAUCACAAUCACCAGAGGAAUAUAAGGUUCAAUCAAAUUUGUUUGAUAGCGCAGAGUUUAGAUGGACAAUGUUUCUAAAGUCUGCAUGCUUGGAUAUAUAAAAUAAAUCACCUCAAGCUCUGAGUUCAGACAGCAUGUGUAAAUAAAAAAUACUAAAAUAAAAUAUGAUAAAAUACAGAGAAAAGAUUAAAGCUGCUCCUCUGCAUGUCUCAGUCUGUACAGAGUCAAACCUUACCUCCUUCUGCUCAGGUCAAACAGGUGGACUGAAUACAUAUUUUACUAAAAUAAUCCAUAAUCCUCUCUUUGUGUAAAGUCUACUUUAUCUCCUCUGUCUCUGUACAGACUUUAAAAGUAUUAAAAAUAAACUGUCUAGAGAUGAUAUUGUACAAAUAUUUCAGUUUCCUCUCUUGUAGUUUUUAUAAUUCAGCCUGAUUCCAAACUCACAGUUACCUGUAAACAUCACACCCUGCAAGUUUGAUCCAGAGAAAAACAGGAUUAACUAAUCUAAUCUGACCCUGUAGAUUUAACCUGAUCAGAUUAUUUUAAACCCUGAAUAACAGUCGGAGCUAUCGAAGAGAUCAUCAUGUUAAAGGGUCAGACAGUAAAACUUAACUGCGUCUCUAAAUAAACACUUAAAAUGUUGAGUCAUGUCAUGUCUCAACUGGUUCAGCUGUACCCUGCCUAAUAUUCACAAUCUUAGCAUCCUUACAUAUGGUUGUUAGUGUAUGUGCAUGUGUGCAUAUGUGUGGCUUUAGGGGAGACUGUUUAUGUGAGGUUUUUUAUAGGUAGUUUAUUUUACUGGACUAUAAAGCACUUUGUGUUACAUCCUUUGUAUGAAAAGCAUUUUAUAAAUAAAGUUUAAAGACGGUCUGAACAGGUUUCUGUUCCUCACACACACUCAUGUUUGUUUCUCCUUAAAUGUGUUAAACUUGAUCAGCCAUGAUCAGCCCCGCCCUGAUAUUGAGAUGACUCCACCUUGCUCAAAGCAGCAUGUUCACUCUGUCUCCGACUGACCUAACUUUUUAUAUCUCCUCUCCUCCUUCAGCUUCUCAAACUCUCAGUCCCACCCCGCCCCCCUAAACCUCUGUCACCUUUCCCCUGUUUUCCUGUCCAGGUCCACCUGAUCCCCACAGGAAGCUGGCCAGAGUCCUCUUUAAACUUUCUUUAUAAAGACGAGUUGUCAGUCAGCUGAUGCGUCUGAUCUUAUUUUAACUCUGAGAGGAGAGAGUCUCAGCUUUCAGACUGUAAAGGGGACUUCUCUAUCUGUGAGGUCUCUGUGCAGCUGUUAGAGCCACUGUUUGACAGCCCAGCUCUCAGACCUGAGGAGGGUCUCAAGGUUUAAGUCAUGGUAUAAUAACUCAUGGUUUAACACAUGGUUGUAUUUAUGCUGCAGGAUGUUCCUGAGGUUUUCAAACUGCACUCACUUGUCACGUCUCAAGUUGUGUUCAGCUAAAGAUUUCACGUCUCUUAGAUUUGAGAGAAAAGAAGUAAAAAGUUCAAACCGAGUCUGUAAAGGUCAGCGGAGCUUUGUGCUAACAAAGCGUUAGUGCAGCGUCAUGGAUGAAUUUUUAAAACCCUGCUGCGGAGAUGAUUUGAAUUGUACCACAGAGUGAGAGUCCACCGUUCAGCUGAUGAACCAUUAUAAACCAGUGUGAAUCAGAUUAGGGACAGAGACUCACAGCAGAAAUGGAGAAAUCUCCUGCCGCACAGGGUCAAUUCAGCAGAUUGGAAGAUGGUGCAAACAUACUGGCUUUUGGACUAACUGACAGGUGUUAUCCUCAGAGUAAAACUGCUCAGAGCAAAACACCGGCUGCAUCCAAACAUCAGUAUGUCUGCAGCAUGUUUAAAUCACUUUAAUCGACCCUGAGCUGCAGGAGAUUUCAGUAUUUUUUUAGAUUUGUAGUUUUGAACAUUUUCCCUUUUUUUUGGAUAGGACAGGUGAAGAGAGACAGGAAAUGUGGGAGACAGGGGAUUGAGCAAAGGGUUACAACCAGGAGUCAAACCAGUGACUGCAGCCAAAAGGACUAUGGUCUCCAAAAACACAGGUCACACCCAGACUGCUAGACCACCAGUUCCCCAUUUCCACUAAUGUUUAAGACCACUUUAUUUUACAAAAUGCAUGCCAAGCAAAGCAGUGAUUAACUGCGGGGUUUGGAUCAGAUUCUCCUUCAACAAUGUGAGUAAAUCAGAAUAACAUCUUUGUCUGUAGUAAUUCAGCUCAUCAUGUCUCCUGAAAUAUACCCGUCACUUACAUCAGAUCGUCUCUAAUUACCCUCCGUCUGUCGCCCACACAGCCUGAACAUGAUCAGCAUGUGGGGAAGUUUCUGGACAUAAAUCUGCCAUCUGAUUGGCUCAGAGACCACAGGGCGGGUCAGAGUGUCUGAAACUGUCCCUCCACCAGAACGGGUCAAAUACCACUGUAAAGUAAAAACAGUCUGAGCAUGUCAGGGAUCACAACAGGAACUUUGUUAUUGACCUGUUCAGCUGCUGCAGGAGGAAACAGUCUGCUGCUGAUGUUUUAAUAAUCUUUUAUCAUUUUCAUUCAGUCUUGUUCAGCCCCUAAACAUGUGCAAACAGAGGACAGGGAGGAAAAAAGUUAUUUGGGGUGUUUUUAGGCGUUGUUGUAGGUGUAGAGUUAAUGUCAGCUCUCUGUCUGUGUGUCGGUCUCUCCAACUCUGACAGAGCGUCUUUAUCCUGCAGUAACUCCCCCUCGUCUCACACGUCUCUCUAUUGUCCCUUCAUGAAUGGACAGAGUGUGUUUGUGAUGAGGAUGAAGGAGCAGGGAGGGACAAGCCAGAGGUUUGGGAUUCUUCAGAGAGAAGGUGUGACGUACCUUCAACCUCUGGUUUUUGUUUCCUUUAAUGGAUUUACCCCCGUUCAACUUCAGGGUCAAAGCUUGGCAUGUGAACUUUGGAGCAUGCUCAAAUCACUGAGGCCAGCUUUAGUCUGAUAGAGGAGUUUACAUGACUGAGAACAUCUGUCCCCAACAUAAUCUGAGUGCAGUGUGUUAGAUGGUGAAGGGAUUGAUAAACUAAUUCAGGAGGUUUAAAGUUGAAACUUUUAAACUGAAGGAUCAGUUUGACUUCCUGUCUGAGUGAAGGAAACAGCAGGAAGCGUCGCCACAGCAAUCCUGAUUAAAAACAAACUUUUGUCUAAAGGUGAAACUCUGCGAGGGCGACCAAGCGACAACAAAGAGAGAGAGAGAGACAGAGAGAGAGUGAAAAGCUACCUUGGAGGUGUGGUGUUGUAUCCGUGGAAACCCUGCAGUGAUUUCACUCUCUGAGGCGGGAAAUGGACUCACAGCAGGGGGGGCGCUUUCCCUCAUUCGCUUUCAUUCUUUCUGCUCCUGUCUAUCCCUUUCUCUUUAACAGCACAUGCACACACACACACACACACACUCAGGAGGGGAUCCUUUCCUUUAUGAAAGGAGCUGCAUGAAUAACAAACCCUCUCUCUUCACUCACAAUGGACACACACACAUACAUGCACACACACACACACACACACACACACACUAAGUUUGACCUCUCUCACAAUAACAGAAAGUAUGCAUUCAUUAACGGCUCUAAGAAGCUCUGACUGGUCCUCUAUUGUUGGCUGAUCCAAGGUCCCACCGUAUAUCACCUUCACACACACACCUCCUUACACGCGCACACACACACAGUCUCUCUCCCUCUCUCUUUCAAACACACACACACACUAAGCAGUGUUUUAUAGUCUGGAGGGAAACAGCAGUUGCAGUGUUGUGUUUUUGCAACGAGGUGAAAUCUUAAAGAGCCGUAUCGUCUCUCAGCUCAGUAAGCAGCAGGAACGUUUCACUCUUUGAGUCAACAAUCAUGAACUUUUAUUACGUUCAAUCAGAAUAUGUUUGUCAUUUUAAUGUAUGCUCAUAAAACGGAGGGAAAGUGUGCUCUACCCUCCUUAGGUUUUGGCACUCUUCAAACACACAUGGAAGGGAGCUCUUUGAACAGACUUUGGGUGUCCUUGCUGCUGCUCCCCUCGCUUUGGCUUUUCAUGUCUGCUCAUGAAACAGAUGGGAGGUGUGCUCUCCUCACCUCAAGCUUUGACAUUUAACAUUUAUAGGUAGAAGGACAGGUAGCUGUAAGAACAGAGACAGACUAACAAGCAUAAGUUCUGCAUAAAAAAAAACAAUUUAAUAAUUUAAGGGUAUAAAUGUUUCCAGAAUCUGUUUUUGGGAAAGACAGGCAGCAUUUUAACUGGAGCAACAGACAUACAGUAUUUGACUGUAUGUGAGAAAAACAGAGAGCUCUGUACCUGCAGGAUUCAUGUAUGCAAAGUGUUUUUAAAUGUAUUUUGGCACAGAGGAGCCUCCUGGCUGUAAGAGCUUUAGUCCGUGCGUCUGUCUGUGUUAAAAGCUGCCUCCACCUUCAGUGCUGCAGGUGUUGCCCAGAGGAAACAGUCUGCAGAGACCUGCUCAGUGAGCGCCCUGUUAAAGAGAUGCAUUCUGUUAUUUCACUUCUCCUGAAUUUUACUUUGUGUGAGUCACGACCAAAGUGAAGAUAAGAUUUUUCUGGUUUGUUUUGCUGUAACUUGCCACCGAACAUAAUGUGACUGCAGCACAUCUUAACUACAUGUAUGAAACUUUAGCUCAGACAAUGUUUCACUGCUCAGCGAUUUAGAGGAAGGAUGUGAGAGAGUGAGAGGAUGAAAGUUCCAACUGUUGCCAGAACUAAUCAGAUUACUCCCCAACAUCAAUAAGGGUACCCCGCCUCCCCCUUCCCCCUCUACCAUGGAUUUCCUUUCACAGUAAGAUUUCAGUUCAGAGUCAGUUUAAGGUCUGAACUUGAGGUACAAUUGACUCCAGAUUCAGACAGAGAGUUUCUGAAGUUUACUUGAAAUCUGCAGCUGAUCUAACCAUCCCUUUCUGUCUCCACCUCUGCCCCCCCUCCCUUCACAGGUCUCCAUGGGACUCCUGACCCUCUGAGGACGAGCACAAAGGAGCGAGGGGAAGAGGAGGACUAAAGGCGAGGGAGGACAAAAGAGGAGGCGGCGAGCAGGAGAGUGUUUGUGCAGAGGAGUGGGCGGAGCCUGAGAGGGAGGGAGGGAGCUUUGAGAGGAGAGAUUAGCUGGAUCUGUGGGGGUGCAUGCUCCGCCCUCAGUCCUCUCGUGUGGACAUCCUCCUGUUAUCCUGGUUUCCUCUCAGUGACGGGCCGACAGUCGGCGCAGAAUGAACCUCAGACUGAGCGUCAGACGGCUCGGGGACAGGGGCGUUCUGGAUGUCAGACUCCCCAGGACUAGAGCCCUGUUGCUGGGCUUCCUGUUGGCGGUGACAGGGCUCCUCCCCCUGCGGGCAGGUGCAGAGGUUGAGAUUGACGUACUGGGAGGGAUGGAGUUACUGGAAGCUGGAGACAGGGAGGGCGUGGGCAGAGGCAGUGAGCUUGAGGCAUCCAUGACUUCCUCACUACUGCACGAUUUCCAGGAAGUGACCGAGGGUCUGCGCGCCAUGGAGGCCGUCGCUAUGGAGACCAUGGAAAGGUCUGUGACCCAGCAGAACACGGCACCCACCGCCUUCCCGGACUCCUCAGCGGUGGUUGGUCGGAUCUUCCAAAUGAAGGUGCCCAACAAGAAGGAGGAGGUUUACCUGGGUGACAUCAUCAAGGUGAGUCAGUACAAGACCGUCUGUUUCUGUCGCAGGAAGCUCUCUGAUUGGAUGAAGCUGGUGUUGUCAGAGGGGGGAGGAACAUCAUCCUGGAUUAUACACCCUGAAACCUGAUGGUAUUUAGUCAGUCUGACUGUUUUUCACUGGUGUAGAUCAGGGGGUUACUGAUACUGGGGCUUCAGUCUGUGGUGGAAGAACAGACAACAACAGGCUGCAGGAACCUUUUAGUUCCUUAAAAAACAAGUUCCAGGUACUUUUGGUCGAAAUGUGCUAUGUAGCUCUGUGGGCUCUACUCUGGAGUCAGUGCUCACAUUCAUCCCCUGCAGAGACAGGAAAAGAAAACAUUUAAGUCCUGACAAAUGUUCAGACCAUAGACCAGGGGUGGGCAAUCAUGUGCCAUGGAGGGCAGAGAGGCUGCAGGUUUUCUUUCCAACCCAAAACUCCACCAGGUGAUUUCACUGAUUACCUUACCUCCAAGCAGAGAGCAGGGACUAAUCAGUGAAAUCACCUGGUGGAGUUUUGGGUUGGAAAGAAAACCUGCAGCCUCUCUGCCCUCCAUGGCACAUGAUUGCCCACCCCUGCCAUAGACUGUAUACACUUUGGACAACUUAUUUCUGCCUUUCACCAGUAUAUGGAUUUGAAGCCAAAAAGGUCUUGAUAAUUCUGUGUUUUUUCUCCACUUCCUGAAACCAACAUUGCGCUGUAGUGUUGUACGUACUCCAUCACUUGUGCAGUGGCAUUUUACGCAUUUGGCGGGAGAGUCGCCCAGAGUUUCUGUGAUGACACUCAGCUCAGACAAGGUAUCACUCGGGUGAGCUACGCAAUCUUUGCACGCCCAUAUGCUAUAUCAAGUGUCAAUCAUAGAAAACAUGAACCCCUUUAUAACUUAAAAACUGAGCUGUACAGAAAAAAGAGGACUUGAGCACAAACCAGUCUUACAAUAACUACAUGUCAACAUCGCAAGCAGGGGGGAGAAAAAUUAUAUUCUGUGUAAUAAAUUUCUAAAUUUUGUCCACAGCUCCAUAAGCUUUGCUUGCAGAGGCAGGAUUUAUGACCUAUACUGCAGCCUGUCACCAGGGUGUGCUGUUCUCUGAGUGACUUUACCCAGUGAGGAGGCAGACAGCGUCCGUUCUAUAUACAGUCUAUGGUUCAGACUUUUUCCAGACCUAUAGCAGAUUUAGCUCCACUAUUCAGGUCUACUUUACCUAGUGAUAUAAAUCAAUCUAGGAUAUAUUACAUUCUCUUUAAAAGGUAACUAAGCAGAGGCACAUAUAGCCCAGCAGUAGAAGUGAUUCACAUAUGGAGGCUAUGGUCCUUGUUGCAGUGGUCGCUGGAUCAAUCUCUAGCCUGAUCCUUUGCUGCAUGUCAGCAGCUGAUCAGGGUUUCAGAUUUCAGUGUGGGCCACUGGGUAGGCCAAUAAAAUUUCAGGGUCACCUUUCUAGGUCUGUGUCUGAUGAAGGGUUUGAGCUGAUCACAGGUCAGCUGUGGUGAGGACUGAAUGUCUGCAGACAGGAGGUGCACUAGCUGUUCAGCUAACUAGCAGCACAGACUAAUUUGAUACAUCAGGAAACAGCUUUUUUGCUGGAUAUGAUCUAUUUACACUCUCUCUCUCUCUCUCUCUUGCUCUUUCCUCUCAAGGCUAUUUCCUUUAUUUUGCACACUCCUCUCCCUCCGUCACUCUUUCCUUCCUGUCUUUCAUCUUCCUCAUAUCUUCUCCUUCAUCCCUUCAUCUUGUCCUUUUAAAACUCUCCUCCUCUUCCUCUCUCUUUAUCUCCCUUCUCAUUUUUAGUGUUUUGUAUUCAGAUCAUGUCCUAUUCUCCUCCUCUCUCUUUUUCUUUUAAGUUCUAUUUCUCCCUCUCUUCCUCUCCUUGCUCUCUUUGCUCCUUUCCUCCCUCCUUGUCAGAUCUCAUCUAUCAGACGCCCCGCUGAGGAACAGGACAUCUUGAUGAAACUCUCUGAGUGUAUGCUUUGAGACCAGGCUGCUGCAGAAAAGUGACAAAAAUUGGAUUCACAGGACAAUUCAGACAAUUACAAACUGUUAAAAUACCUCAGUCCUGUGAAUUCAGCUUGAGAGGUUUUAGAUAAGUCCUUUUUAAAAGUCAUGUGAAAGGUUCAGUUUAGUCCUUUGGUGCAGGUCUGAGCUGAUGGGAGCCGAUGGUUACGGUUUACACUCUGGUGUGUGUUUGCUCUAUUAAAGGGACUUGACGUGUAUUUAUUGUGACAGUAGAAACAGAGCUGCCGGGUCAUCUGUGGGCUCAGAGGGUUUGAAUAAAACAUGUUGGUGGAUGUUGGAGCACUGAGAUAGAUGUCGGUCCAUGAAGAGGACAGUUUUUACUGGAUCAGAUCUAUUAUAAAAACUCAGAGACAGACAGUCAGUCUGCAGACUUAACCCAUACUCUCUACAUGAAAACAUCAUUAUAUAGCAUGGGCACCAUGACUCAUCAGUCUGUAGAUGUUGAAUUUUUUACACCUUAACUCUCCUGGCUGUCUGCAGGGCUCUGUUAAUAAUAAUCCUGAUUAAAUGAGUGUUUGGUGAUCAGUAAAGUAAAGACCAGUAAAGUCUGAACAGCUCAAAGUGAAGCCUUCUGGUUAGAGCUGAAACUAACUACCAUCAUAUUUUCUAGUUAUCAGCUAUCAGCUUUAAAAUAUUGUUCAACAACAAAUACAGACUUCAAAGCUGAGCCUGAGCUGCUGACUCUGCUCGUUUAACAGAGAGGUGUCAUCUAAAUGCGGGAAACACCGACUAUACCGCCUUAAAUAUUCACCUGCACCCUCUGCUGUUUAAAUAGAGAAACCACACUCGUGUUUUCUCUUAACAAUUACAUAUUCACAGAUUUAUAAUGUUUAUAAAAGUUUAAGGUGCAUGAAUUCUUUACACCUGUUCACCUCCUCCCCCUCUCCUUAUUCAUCUCUUCUCCCACAGCCUGCAGCUCCUGUAAACCUGAUUAUCUCUGUCACACUUUGAACUUGAGGCCUUUCCUCUCAGCCAAUAGGAGGUAACGGUCCCAGGGGAGACACAGAGAGAAAGACAGAGGGGGGGGGGGAAGGGGGGAGGAAGUGUGGAGGAUGGGGAUGAAGAGAGGCAGGUGUUGACCUCAGAGGCAGCAGCAUCAUUUUUUCAGAAACUGUCCUCCUGUAAUGAAAUGUCACAGAUCAAAUGUAGAGGCUAUGACGUGCACACCUGUGCACAGGAUUGCACAAAUGUGACUGACCACUAACACCUCUCCUCUGUUAGUUUACUCUCACUCUUUUUCCAACUCCCGCUCUUUCCCGAUAUUUCCCCAAUUACACACACACACACACACACACACACACACACACACACACACACACACAAGUAUAUUUCGAAGGUCUGUGCUCAAGGUUGUCGAGCAAAAGGCUGAAUCAAUUUCAGCUGGGAGUGUAGCUCUCAUACUGAUGUGCUUUUAUUCUGAAAGUCUGCAGAGAGAGACCACAGGGUACAUGGCGGUAUGUGACCAAUCAUCACACUCGAUGUGAUGAUAUCAGGGAAAAAAAUGGGAGGGAUAAAGGAUACUGUCAGCAGAUCUUUGGCAGGGAUCUGUUAUUUCUUGAGAGUGAAACUGAGGCUUAGAUGAACAGUUGUGUUGGAGUCCUCAUAAUGAUGUUCCUCAGGUGUAGACUCUGUGGUUAGUCAGCAGUCUGUGUCUGCUUUAAACAUCAAUGACAGGCUGAGCAGUUAAACACUAAACAGAGUGGUUGCUACAGUAUCUAAUGACUGCUGUGUCUCGUGCAUGUUUACAUUCUACAUUCAUGUUACCCGCAGACACAGACUGCAUGCAUUAGUCAGCUCUCUCUAUCUGUUUAAAGUGCAAUGAAAGAGGAACAGGUGAAAGUGUGAUGUGUAUGAGAUUAGGGAUGGGCGAUAUGGGCUCAAGAAUUAUCACAACAAGUUUUGCCACCCUGGUGCUCACGAUAAAAGCCCCGAUAAAAAAUGUUAUAAUUCCAAUCUAUGUUUUUGACUCAUUCUGUCUUGAGAAACCCUCAAACAUUGUUCUUGGAUGGCACUUACCAGUUGGCAUAGUCAAAUAAGUCACUUCACCACAGGUUUAGGAGGUAGAUUAUGGAGAAAACUAGUCACAUCAAACAAAUCUGAAAAGUAAAAACAUUUUCAACAUUUAUUCAAAAGUCUUAUUGCACAGAGUGAACAGCAGCAGCAGAUCCACUGUCCAAUGUCAGGCAUACCUGACUGCACUCAUCAAAGCCCCAAUUUUCCCCACCUUCAGCCAUGUUCGUUUGUUUGUUAUUGCGCUCUGUGUAGGCGAUUGCUGUGAGUCCAUCGUUUGCGUGUACGUCAUCAACUUGCGUUUAUCCCAUUUAUCUUAAAAUGGCAAAUAAUUAUCGUGGAUGUUUUUUCUGACGAUAAACCGUCAGCAGUAUUGAUUGUCCAUUUCUAUAACAGCUGGUUUAACUUGACUUCCACCAUUUCUUUACUUUUUACUACACUAUUAUUCCAGGAAACAGCUAACACACACUUUUUCUGUUGAAGUUUCCAGGGAAAGAAAAUCUGAAAUCAACUGUGUGUGUGUGUGGGUGUGUGCGCGUAUGUAUACAUGUGUAUGUCUGGAAACUUGGAGCAGUUAAAGUGAAUCAUUUUUGUGCUUUGUGCUCGUUUGCCUCAGAGUGUUUUUGCACACUGCUCUGUAAAAACACAAAUGUGCAUGUGGAUUAAAGAGAGAAACACACAUGCAGAUUUGUGUAGCACUCUGUGUCCGUGUGUGUGUGUGUGUGUGUUUGUGUGUACACUCACUGUCUGUCAGUGUGUGUCUUUGCCCUCCUGAUGAAUGGAUGAAUAGAUGGAGACAGUAGCUGAUGCUGGAGAGGAUCGUUCUCCCCUGAGAGCAAUUUUGGUGGGAAACUAACUUUCUCCUCCUCUCUCCAUUCAUUAUCUCCCUCACUCCCCCUCCUCCUCUCUGGUUUCUUGGCAUCCUCUUAAAUUCCCUCUCCUCCCCUCCUUUUUUCUCUCUCUCUUCUCUGUUUUUAUCCUGUGAUUCUCAUCUUUCUUUUCCUCUCUGGGUGUUUCUGGUUUUAUUUAGACCACUCCCCUCGUCACUCUCUUCAGUCAUCUACCUCCAGACUGUCUGACUCUGAGGAAGCAGACUCUCACCUCAUGCUAACGUUAUUUCUGUCCCAGUUUUUUUUUUGGCCCCGGUAGCAUCUGUAGCCGUUAGCCGUUAGCUGGCAGGGUGUCAGUGGAAACCGGUCUUAAAGCUGCGAGGGAGGAGCGGCGGUCCAAAGAUAAAAACAGCAGAACAUAUGAGUCACUGGGCUGUAAGCUGGCUCCCCCCCCCGUCUUUGCUGGCAGCAGGACGCCGUGGACAUGUUGCUAUGUAAUUAAACAUGCAGCAGGAGAGGCUGCUGUUCAUAUGCUCCAAAUUAUACGCUCCUAUAAAUUCAUUCAUAAGCUGAGGAUCAGCCCUGACGGAAAACUUUCACUCUGCUCUCAGCUGGAAAUCAGAUCUCUCUGUAAUGGUUUUUGUUGGUCUGAAUAGAAUGAAGCCCAUACAGUCCAUCUCACUGUUUGAGGAUUUUUUUAUCCUGUGCUGGAUGUCUCUAUGUUUUCAUCUCACUGUUUAACUCCUCUGCUGUUUACACUGAAAUCUAAAUGAGCAGUCUUAAGGAGCAGAAACACUGUCUAUGCCACUCUUAGUCAGCCUCACGCUGUCAUGUUGCAGAGUUUCAGGGUGUGGUGUCAUGUGACCUGCAGCGUUCAUCAUCACAUCCUAACAGCCAAAGAGUGACUCUAACCUCCAUCAGGAGGUCCAGAAAUAGAAAAAUGAGCUGAUUCUGUGGUUCAAGUUUCCACAAAGGGAGUCAGAGUGAAUCCUCUCUUGAGUAAACUCUCCUCCUGUUGUGAUGGUGUGUCCGCCCGCUGCCUGGAAACCAGACGAUUCAUACAGGCCGCGAUCCCCCGGGCACCGCAACACUCUGCUGCCGUUUUCACAUGCUCUGUUUGCAGGCUGCUCAGCUGUUGCAGCAUGUUUGCUUGUGGCAGUCUGCUCACUCAUUUGCAGAGUUCCUGGUAGUUUUAGCUUCUUUUCAGCGUGUUUGUCUGUUUUUAGCGUGUUCAGUAUUUUUUUUAUGUUUUGCAUUUUCGUUUGUUUCUCAGUUGUUUGCAAUGCAGCGUGCAGCUAUGAUUGGCUUAUUUAGUGGAGCCAUGUUUGGAGUGUGAAGGUCCCCACAGCAGAUUAUAUUUAGACACACACACUCUGUGAUUAUAGACUAUUAAGGACACAGAAACAUGUUGAUCUUUACUGCGGGAGUCACUCAGCUUUAAAGACUUUAUUACAGCUCCUUUGCUCUCAGGCUGUGUUCUUUAUGCUGAGCUGCUGUUUUAGGCUGAAAUCUCAGUUUGAUGUUUAAUUUGCAGCCGUGCAGAGAGGCCCACACUCUGUCGUGCAGAGAGGAGAGUGUUAAACAGUGAUUUCUUUAUCAAACGCAGAGUUAUUCUCAUACACACACAUCAAACUGUGUUUUUAACCCUGCAGAAAGAACGUGAAGGAGAGUUCUGAAUUCAAAAUGCUGCUUAAGAAAACACAUAAACAUAGAAACAUGAAUUACGCAUUUGGUCAUGACGCGUGGACCUCACACAGUGGACCGGUCAUAAAUCUCACAGUAUUCGUCUCAAUUCAGCCUUCAGUGAUGAAGUUCAGACUGACCUUCAUUCGCUUCCUCUUCCUCCUGCUCCUGUUUCCUCUCCUCUUCCUCCUCCCUGAGCGACGUGUUUAAGGUUUAAUGCUCUGUGUCAGCUCUGUAGCAGCUAAGUGAAUAAAUGUAGCUGAUAUUUUAUUGAUGUGAUAUCAGAGAAAAGAAGAGGUAAUGACUGACCCUAAGGACAGGAGGAGGCCUUCAUCAGGAGGAGGAGGAGGCGGCUGUCAGCCUGUUCACCAUCAGCCUGGUUUUGUUAGUGAGUGAUGGAGCUUCUGUCUUUGACUCUCUCCUCUGUUUCUGUGUCAGGAGGAAUUUAAUACAUUCACAGACGCUUCAUAGAGCUCUCUUCGCUGUCUUUCAAUCUGAAUUUUACUCCUCAGCUGUAACUCUCACAUAUUCUUAACUCUCAAACAUUGAGACAGAGUUGAACAGCCACACGAGAAAAAUGAAAAUUUAAAUAAUGAGGAAAAAAAGACAUAAUAACUGAGAGCUAUAAUUACCAGCUGCCUUUUCACAGGCUACUUUAACUUGACGAUAUCCUCUGUGUACCUCAUAUCAGCGCAGGUUGAAAGUACCCUUAAAAAUGAAACACAGGAUAAAUGUAGAAUAAAAAUGAGACUUUCAUCUGGCUUCAGUCAGGACCAUUGAAGUCGAAGUAAAUCAUUAUUGUUAUGCAGUCAAUUAUAUUUGGUAUGAUUGUGCUCUAAAUCCUGAGGUAGGUAGAGCAGACCUCACCUCUGCUUCAUAUCAAUAUGUUAAAAAGCCAAAGCAGGGAGAGUCGCAGCAAAGACCCCUGGGCUCUGUCUUGAAGGAUACCUGUCUGUCCAUAUUCGUGUAUGGGAAAUGCCAAAGUCUAUAGCAAGGACAGCACACCUCUCCUCAUGUGCGGACUAUAUAAGCAAAGGCAGGGUACAAAUCAGAUUAGCAUCAGUGACAAUCAAUGUAACACCUGUAAAAUCUGACCCAGCAUUAGCAGGAGGAGCUGGGGUGGAGAGGGGUAGAGCAGCAGCAAAGAUUCAGUCAGACAGAGUUUUCCUCCUGUAGCCGUGAUAGUAGAAAUAACAACAACAACAACAAAUUAUUGUUAUUAUUGUUAUUAUGUUGAUGAUAAUUGGAUAUUUAUCUUAAACACAUGUUAAAUGAUAAAACACAGAUAUAUAUCACAGGCACCACAUAAAAACAGUCUGACACGGAAACAAGCUGUGAGCAUAAAAAGAGGAGAGUUUUCUACAGCUGAGGGUGUUUAGAAAGAGAGAGUUUGUCUGUAACUGUGUGUAUCUGUGUGCAUGUGUGUCAGAGAGUAAAGAGGUGGACCUGCAGCAUCAGUCAGCGCUCAGGUUCUGCAGAGAGCGAGCAACACUGAUAAACAGAUAGCACACACACACACACACACACACACACACACACACACACAGACUCAGACACUGAUGUAUAUGAGCAUACAGUGUGUGUUUGUAACCUCAUUUUCUCAGUGGGUCUCUGACCUUCUUCAUCACUCUCUCUCUCUCUCUCUCUCUCUCACACACACUCUCACACACACACACACACACACACACACACACACACACACACACACACACACACACACACACACACACAUCUCCGCAAGUUUAAACCCCUCUCUAUCUGUCUUCUUCCUCCUGUACAGCAUGUAUAGUUGUGCGUGCGUGUGUGUGUGUGUGUGUGUUUGUGUGCGCGCGCGCGCGCAUGUGUGUGUGUAUUUGUAAGACUGCUGCACUGGCAGCAAGCUGUGUGUGUCUCCUUAUCCGCCUUCCAUUUGCCCUUGUCAUAAAAAAACACACAUACUGACACACUCUCACCCAAAACCACACGCUCACACACUCACACACACACACACAUACACACACACACACACACACACACACACACAGAUCACCGUUUGUUUCUGUAUCUUCAUCCUUUAUGAAUCAUUUGAUCUUUUUCUCAUUGAUCUUUGUAAAUUUUUUGAUGAUUCGAGAAAAUAGAUUCAGAUGAUCAACUUUACCAUGUGUUUGCACAUGCCCAUGUUCUUGCAUCUGUGUGUGUGAAUGUGUGUGAAUGUGUGCAGGUGUGUGCAUAUGGCGUGGGGCCAUAAAUGAACAUCUAUUAACAGUAGAAAAUGAGCUCUGAGGUGGAUUUCCCCUCGUAAACAUUCACACCUCCACUCCUCACUCCCUCGAUCAUCCCUCCAUCCCUACUUCCUCCUUCUCUCCUGAUUCUUUCCACUGCAAACUCUCCUUCAUGCCAGCUUUUCGUUCUCUCUCUCUCUCUCUCUCUCUCUCUCUCUCUCUCUCUCUCUCUCUCUCUCUCUCUCGGUGAAUUUUACCUUUGUCGUAUUCCCCCUGAGCACAGUUACUCUCAGCCUCUCCUCCAUCUUUACCUCACCUCCCUUAGUUCCCUUCUCCAUUUAUCUAUUUCCAUCUCUGUCCAUCCCCCCUUUCUCCAGUCUCCCUUAGCUUUAAAGGAUAAAUCUCUCUCCUGGUAUGUGAUGAACCCUGAUAGUAAACAUUAAUGAUAGCCAUCUUUACACAGUUACCAUGAGCAAAGACUUUCUAUUACAAAGUUUAUGUUUCGGUCUCUUCAGCCUAUUGUGAGUUUGCAGAUCCAGAAAUGCUAACUAAGACUAGGGUCAGCCAAAAUGUAAGUUAGCUUAUUUGAUAAAUCUCCUAAUUUUCUAUCAUUUUAAAGUAUGAAUAAUUUUGAAUGUGAAAUAAUCAGUAUAAUAAUGUCUUAUUAUAGCAGUAGUAAUCUUUACCGUUCCUCCUGUAGUGAGCAGGUCCCUUGAAAAUAGAGCCUACAGUCUCUGUUGGUGAUAUUGUCCUCGUGUUUAACUGUCAGCAGAGGAGACGGUGUCCCUGUCUGUCCUAUCAGGACAUAAUUUAGUCAUUAACUGAGUCAGUAUGACAGCUCUGAUGAAAUUACUGCCCGUAAACGCGCUCGUCCUUCCUCAUCUCUCUAUGAUUUAAUCUGUGCUGCCAUGUCAGGAGGCGACGCUCCAAAGUUUGGAGGCCAUGAAACUGUGAGAGACAAAUAAAGACCUACAUCAUCUGUGUCACCUCGCUGCAGGAGGUAAUAUCCAACCAGAAACAAGCAGCUUAUACACCUAAAAUGUUUAUCUGUACAUCAAAGUUUCAGAUAAAAAAAUGAAAUAAAAAAGGACCCAUUACUGUUCCCUGUGGAACACCAUUUAUUGGUUUCAUGUUCAAUAUCUACAUCUGAGGCAGUUUUAAAACCACUUCAGAGUCACUUGAUGAUCUGUGUGUUUCUGUGUCUGAAAUAGAUAAAAACAUUAAUAUUUGUGAGACCUUCAGUUAUUAUCUGAUAAUCAUGACGUGCCUCACAAGCAGUGAGGAGAUUUUAGAUUAAAUCAGCAGAGAAAAGCACAGAUAGGGUUUCAAAAGUAAAAAUAAAAAUAAACAAACUGAACAGAGAUAUAUAAAUAAAUAAAUACCUGAUUGGGGAAUCAUCUCAUUUCCACAGUGACCUUUCUCUGUUUUCUCUAAACCUUUCUCAGGGUUACAGAGAGCAGUAAGGGUUACCUGUAAAUGAUCAGCUCAUGGCCAUGUAUGUGUGUGUUUUUAUUUGUGUGUGUGUGUGUGUGUGUGUGUGCGUGCGUGCGUGCGUGCGUGUGUGUGUGCACUUGUAGAUUUUUAUGUCCGGCCUUGCAUGUCUGUCUGUGGCCUUGUAUUUGAACAUGAGUGUGUGUUUGUGUAUACCCCUGUAUGUGUGUGUGUCCUUGUUUGUGUUUAUGUGUUUAUGCUGUUAGGGGAGCUGCCUCUACAAAAUAUAAUUUACACACACACACACACACCCCAUAUUUCCUCUUUUUGUCCAGUGUGUAUAGUUGAUUGUUGAGUCAUGGUCACUCCCCUGUGGUCGGCGUCCUGCAGCCUCAGGGUCCUUUUACUCUCUGAUGAUAAAUUAUCAUAAUCUCAGUUUGGAUUCAGUCACAGCUCAGAGAUCUGUACUGUCACUCUGUACAGGUGCUCUUGUGAAACAAGGCAUGGAGCAGGUUUAGGUGUCAGAGCCCUGAUUUAGCCUGAACACAAGCCUAAACAAAAACGAUAAACUACCUUAAAGGAGUAAUCAGUCUGUCAGUCAGUCCUGCUGUAUGUGUUUGCUGUUGGCACGUAUAAUUUUCUAAUGUCUAAAAUAGGCUUAUGAAAUUCAAUUUGAAGCUGGAAUAAGACAGACUUCUUUUUGGUUUUCACUGGUAUAACUUUUAAACUUCCUGAAGAGGCUGUUUCCCUGCAAAAACAAUCUCAUGAAACAGUUUUUAACAUUUUCUACAUGCAAACCUGUCCAGUCUGGCUUUGUCUGUGCAGCUGUGGUGCUCUGUGCACUACAGACAGUGCUGAGGGGACUGUAACCUAAAGAGUCAGAGUGCCCUCUGCUGGACAAACCCCUUGUUGACAACAGUUCUGAAUCACUCUGACAGUUUUCUGCAUGCUUCAGAAACAAAUGGUAAUGCAGGUAAAACUGUGAGGGAACAUGACAUCACAUCAAAAUCAGCUGAUAUCAAGAACAGCCAAUAACAGAAUCAGCUGAGAGGAGGAACAGCUAAUAUCAAAAGCAGCUAAUGUUAAGAACAGCUGAUAUCAGAAAAAGCUUGAGGACAAAAAACAAACAAACAGUUAUCAAGACAAAAACAGAAGAUAAAUGAGAGAUGUUUUCUUGUGGGGAUAUUCAUUAAACUCUUUUAUUAAAACAAAAAAAUGUUCAGAGAAAUCUUCCCUUUUUUUUUGUUCUGAUGCACAUCACUUUUAUCACAGUUAGUAUUUACAAUGUGUUUGGCCUUAAAAGCUUUUAUUGUCUGUUUUUCAUUUUUCAGGUCUUUAUUCCACUUUCUACAAACAGCUCAUUCAAUCAGACCCAGUGUUUCAGGGUUUUUCAUAUAUUGUCGUCAGUGUUUCCAUCAGAGUGUUAGUAUAAUUAGAUAUUUGUGUUGCAUUUUUUUCCUUCUUUUGUAGUUAAAUACCUGUAUAUUUUCUGUGUUUCAGAUCAGGGAGCUGGGUCGGGACUCACUGCCAUCAUGGUUGCACUGGGACUCGGACAGCAGAAUCCUUCAGGGUUUACCUCUGGACGAGGACAAAGGAGUCCAUUACAUCUCAGUGUCCACCUCUAACCAGUCCAAAUCCUCCUCCUCCUCUGACGUGUUUUCUAUUGAGGUCCACCCUGAGGAUCAUUCAGAUGCAGACUCUGCCCCGCUGGUGUCCAACCAGGCGGCGACUGAGGACAUCAUCCAGCCAUUCACAUGCGGUGAGGAGGAACCAGUCACUGUGUUGACAGUGAUCCUCGAUGCAGAUCUGACAAAGAUGAGUUCUGAGCAGAGGGUUGAGCUGUUGGACAACAUGAGAAGCUUCUCAGGGGUGGAGCUCCAGCACAUGAAGAUCCUCCCCGUGGUCAACAACAGGCUGUUCGACAUGUCUGCCUUCAUGGCUGGGCCAGGAAAUGCCAAAAAGGUGAGAGUGCCACUGAGGAGGAAGCAAAUUUAUUUUUAAUUCAUUCAUUCACACAAUAAUGAUAAUUCUACUAAUACUACUAAUAGUAAUAACAACAGUAAUAAUAGUAACAGUAAUGAUAAUGAUAAAUAAGGCCAUCAGCUGAUUUAACUCCUUCUCGUCUCUGCAGGUGGUGGAGAAUGGCGCCCUCCUGUCCUGGAAGCUUGGCUGCUCAUUGGACCAGAGCACUGUCCCCAACAUCAACAGUGUCCAGGGUCCAGCUAAAGAGGGCACGAUGUCUGCCAAACUGGGCUUCCCUGUGGUAGGCUGGCAUAUAGCCAACAAGAAACCCCACGUCCCCAAGAGGGUCAGACGCCAGCUAAACAACACCCCCACACCUGUCCUCGCUGUGCUGCCUCCAACCACUGUAGUCGAGCCACCAGUGAGAAUCAUCCCCACCCUAUCAUCCCCGUCCAUCGCAGCACCAACAGAAAGCUCUGCUCCACCAGUCAGAGGCCCUGUCCCCCUUCCAGGAAAACCCACAAUCAGAGUAAGAGAUCCCAUUGCCCACACUCCUACCCAGGCACCCCCACAGCCCACCAGGGUCAUGGAGACCACCAGCACCAUCCCCAUCCAGCCCACAAUGACCAGACCUUCCUAUGUGGAGGCUACAGCCACCCCAAUACCACCAACAAGAAAGCCCCCCAGGAAGCCCAAGAAAACCAAAACCACAACCACUCCCAUUCCGAAAGAGACCUCCACAGUAAUACCACCAAUACGGACCACGGCCUCACCCGGUAUCAUACCAGACCCGUACAAUGAGAAGCCCGUCCUGCGUAACCCCAUCGACCAGGUCAACGCGCUGGUUGGCACCUACUUCGAGGUCAAGAUCCCUUCUGACACCUUCUUUGACAAAGAAGACGGGACCACAGACAAGCUGCGUCUCACUUUGAGGCAGAACCACAAUGAGGUGGUUGGAGAGGGCUCCUGGAUCCAGUUCAACACCACUAGCCAGCUCCUAUAUGGCCUGCCGGAUGUCCAACAUGUGGGCAAACAUGAAUAUUUCAUGCAGGCUGCUGACAAAGGGGGCCUGAAUGCUAUUGAUGCUUUUGAGGUCCGUGUGAACCGCUGGCCCACAAAUGAUAAGACCCCUGUGAUUUUCACGGCUCGCUUCGAUGGUGAGCCACGCUCUGUAACGAACGAUAUCCACAAGAAGAUUCUCCUGGUCAAGAAGCUGGCAUAUGCCCUCGGAGACCGAAACAGCAGCACGGUCAGUCUGAGAAACAUCAGCAAAGGCUCAAUCGUGGUGGAGUGGACCAACACUAGCCUGCCAACCCACCCAUGCCCCAAAGAGCAGCUCCAAGUCAUGAGCAGGACGCUCGCCAGUGCUGAUGGGAAACCCUCACAGACCUUCAGGUACUCCAUGGAGCCUGAGUUCAGACCACUGGACGUCAUGGUCAAAGGUCGUGCAAGCUGCAGGACAUAUUCCUUCAUCCCACCAGGAGAGAUCGACAUACCUGAACCUCCAGCAGUCACCCCGGCUUUGGGAACAGGCCGGCAGAGCACAGAUGAUGUCUACCUCCACACAGUUAUCCCUGCUGUGGUGGUGGCCGCCAUCUUGUUGAUAGCGGGCAUCAUUGCGAUGAUCUGUUACAGGAAGAAAAGGAAGGGCAAGCUGACCAUCGAGGACCAGGCCACCUUUAUCAAGAAAGGUGUGCCCAUCAUUUUUGCAGAUGAGCUGGAUGACUCUAAGCCCCCUCCCUCCUCCAGUAUGCCCCUGAUCCUACAGGAGGAGAAGCCCCCACUCCCACCCCCGGAGUACCCUAACAUGGCCACCCCAGAGACCACACCCCUCAACCAGGAGCUGCUGGGGGAGUACACAGCUCUGCGGGAUGAGGACCCCAAUGCACCUCCCUAUCAGCCACCUCCUCCCUUCACUGCCCCCAUGGAGGGUAAAGGUUCCCGUCCCAAGAACAUGACCCCCUACAGAUCCCCACCACCCUACGUCCCACCCUAAGACUUACCUUACCCUCCUCCCAUCAGGUGGAGGGGAAGGAUACCUGAGGAACUGUGACGGUUUCCACUCUGGUGUUUGUCAGUCAGGACUUUAACAGGGAGAGACGACAAGAGGUGCUAAAGUACAAAUCCUACAGGGGGUUCUGGUUUGGGGGGGCAGUCAUGAGUGGGGGGUGGGGGGAGGGGGUCAGUCAACAGGUGUGUGUUUGGUCAAACAGCUGGGUGGGACUACUUUUUCAGUGGUAGCCCAGCUACUGCAGUGGCCUAAGACAAACAAGCUCUCGUCACAUUGGCUCUCAGAGACCAUGUGGUCUGAGGUGACAAAUGGAGACCAGCUCUCCUUCCAGCAUUUCAUUUGGUUUGUUUCUAUGUUUAAAUUCUGGAUUUAUUUUAGUGAUUUCAUCUCCCCAACAUUUUUAUUUCGUUUGUUUCUGGACUGAACCGUCUGCCUAACAACUCAACAUUAUAUUUCUCUAAAAUCAGACAGUGAACUGCCAUCAGACCUCUGCAAGCAGCAACUGCUGAUUUCACAAGGAGACAGAGAUAUUAAAGGAUCUGAGUGUGUGUAUGUGUGUGAACGAGAGUGUGAGUGUCUGUGAGUGUGAGUGUGUGGUCAGGUUCAGUACGGUUUGCUUUUAACACUAGUCGUCUGUUUCUUAUCCACGUGUCUAGAAAAGAAGAGAAUAACAGGUAGCCUAAACAGAUUUAGAGGUGAAUAAUAAUCAUAUUUUUCUUUGUUUUUUUGGUUUAAAGCUCACUGUAUAUCUGGAAGAUGUUCUGAUAGAUUGUCUAAUAUUUUUUGGUGGCGGAGGAAGCACGUGAGAGGGACUGCCUCGCUGAAAUAACCUGCUGGAGCUUUGUGAUAUUUAAGACAAUAUUUAACCAAAAACAAUCCAAUCAGUUAAAUUUACUCCCACUCUGUUUUAAGGCUCAGGGUGGGAAGCACACACCAGUAGAUUUAUUCUCUCUGAGCACACACCAUCAGAUUUAUCCUCUCUGACACAACAGGGAAUGGAAAUCUGGAGGAAAUAUUCAGAUUCCAAGAUGUUUGAUAAACCUUCAGCUUCCUUGAAACAACUGCGCUAGCAUUUAGCUAUUUCCUGGCUGUCGCUGGAGUUUCAAAGUCAUUGGUUGAACCACUCAGUCUCCAUUAGAAAACACAGAUUCUCUCUCUGUCUCUUGUAGUCAGAUUGUAGUUUGUAUAAUGGUGGAAAAGUUAAGUUUGGAGCUCAUAACAGUUCAUAUUUUGACUCACAUUAAGUGUUGGUGUAACUUAAGCUCCACGGUUUUCCCCAGUCAUUCAGCACCUCCAUGAAAACAGGAACAGGAGCCCUCAGGUUGUUUUGGACCUUGGAUUGUUAUUUUUUUAUGACUGGAGGCAGUCCCUCUCCCUGUCGAGGAGAAACUUUGUGUGCCAUGGCCGUCCCUGAUGGGACUGUACAGAUAUUGGUGUUUGAGCUUCACAGGACUCACUGUGGCUCUGAUCCGAACUUCUCUGAAUUUGCAGUAAAUUAACUCUAAAAAGGCUCGAUGAAAAUCUCCUUCUAAUUUUUUUACACAGUUUUUGAUACAGCCUCAAAGGGUUUGAUUAAAUGAUUAGCCUUCAGUGAUUUGUAAGAUCUUAGCCUAGCCUUUCACUUAUGAUUCAGUUAUGUACACUUUGUUUUGGUUUUUGUCAUGGGUCACAUGUUUUAGUGUUUUAUUUUAAUCUGUGUGUGUUUGCAUAUCAAAUGUAUCUCCCACUAUACAAAGAUGAAAUGAUGGAUAUUUUAUGUACUCAUGAUUUACUUUGAUUUUUGUCCUUCUGUUUGCUAAUAAGUUUGACUGAAGUGACCCUUUGCAAUAAUACCGUUCGGCACAGUCGGCUGGUCCAGCCCUGCAGGCUCCAGCCCGUGACUCAUGUUGUCAUUAUAUUGUUGGUUUUUUGCAGGAUGCCAAGGCUUUUUUGCUUUUCGAGUGUGCAUUGUCAUAAUAAAACCAACUGGUACGAUGAAACCAAUCCUCCGCCGUCACUCAUCAUUUCUCCUUGCCUCGGGGUGUCUUCGGGGAUUUUUGCGUCCGUGGAAAAUGUCUCAUCCUGUCAUCCUCUGGAUCAGACCCUGACUGAUGUUUAUGGAUGAGCUUUUUGAUCACUGUCACUUUUCUGCUGCUCCCACUUAGCCUUGAAUUGAUAAAUCAAUGUGUCUGAAGCCCACAGGAGGUUUUAGCUCUGGAGACAGCUCGCUGCCUGGCAACCAUCUCCGGUCUCUGGACAUCCCGCUGUCCUUUUUUAUUCUGGAUUAUUCUACAUCUGAAUGAUGAGCGGGAUGAUUCAGUUUGAAAGCUGUGCCCAUUAAAGAGGCCAGGCUGUGAAAACACUCUCUCAGCUCCAUCAGCCCGUCCUCACUCUGCAUACAGAUCAUUUACAUCGAUUCCUCUGAAUAUCGAUCAGAGCGACACCAUUAGCAGUUCUGUAGCAGCUCUGAUAAUUCAGGACACACUUAACUUAGGAGAGCAAUGAUGAAUGAGUUCCUGACACCCUGUCUUUCUAAAAUAAGAAAAAACGAUCAUAGUAGUGACAUAGAUUAAUGAAGGUUUGCUUUGACUCAAUCUUCAGCUGAGACUGUUGCCAGGUCAGCCUCCGGGGAAGACUUUAUACGCAACAGCCAGCGCCUAUCUUGAAAACUUAUCGGAUAUCUGAGUCAGGGGUUUUCUGUUUUCUAAUCAUUAUUAUUAUUAGAGUAUAAAUGAAUGUGAGACCAGGCUGCAGAGUUCCAGCCCAGAGCCAAACUCCAAAAGACCACAAUUGUUAUCGAUUCAAAUAAGAGAAUCUGUAUUUAGAGAUAAGACUCUAAAUUACCCAACAAUAACAGUUGACAGGUUCAAGAAACCAAGAUUUGCCAAAUCGAUUCAAACUCUCUCUACACUGAUUGUGUUUCAGAAAAAAACUACAAUCCUCCAAAGCCAAGUCCUAAAAACUGCAGUUCCUCCAGUGUCCACUAUAGGCUGUGUCCUGCAGUGAGUCAGUGAGCCCUAUGGUUAGGCAGAAAAUCAAUGUUUACAGCCAGGUACUAAAACAGUUGAAUCUCUAACCUCACCUAGAUAUACCAGAUUCAGGAUUACACCCACAUAGUAACAAAAGACUCAGGACUAAACUUACCUAGGAACAUUAAAGUCAGUCGGAUGUAUCCACAUAAAAAAGCUCAGAGUUAAAAGCUUGAUGGGCAAGUAAUCAGCUGAUGGCGAUUUCAAGAAACAGAGGAAACCAGUAUGGUCCUGUACAGAUUCUGGUGUAAUAUGCAGAUCUUUAUUAAAGGGAUAUUCCGGCGUAAGAUUGAUUUAGGGCCAAACACACCAUAACACCGAGUUAGACACCCCCUCGAGUGAUGAAUGUUGCCGACUGCUUGCUUCUCUAGUUAUACCAACUUUUGUAAUGACCAAACAAUAGCAAGUCACAGCGGUCUAUGGAACCACACACAAACCACAAUCAAUACGGACUGCUGCAUGGUGAUGCAGCUCAAGGAAAAACGUUUAUGAUUAUUUCUUUAUCAUUUCCUUGAAGUUAUAAUCACCAUAUUAAUCAUUUUGCACUGCAGACCGAUAGUUCUUCUGCCUUCGUGUCUCAGUCUGAUUGCAUUUCCAUGAGGAAAGGAUCAUAAAUGUUCUCUCUUGAGCUGAGUCACCCCACUGCAGUCUGUAAUGGAUUUGCCCAUGGUCUUGCUACAAAUAAGCAGCUGCUGGAAGAGAGCAGGUGAGUUGUGUUUAGUCUCUUUGCUAGAGAAAUUAGACAAAGUUAAAAAGAUGUUAGGUGGCUAGUGGUAUGGCUGGGACCUUAUAUGUCCUGUUGAUGAAGUUACGUGCUGUUCUGAUCAUAUGUGGCUAUGGAGUGGCUUUUUGGUUGAGGUUUGUUUAUGGCUCCUCAGACCGCAGUGUAUUGCUAUCGUGUGGUCGUUACUUAAAUUGGUAUAACUAGAGAAGCAAGCAAUCGGCAACAUUUAUCUUUCAAGGGGGUGUCUAAACUCGGUGUUACGGUGUGUUUGGCCCUAAAUUAAUUUUACACCAGAAUAUCCCUUUAUGUCACGUUGGACCACAGAAAUGUCUUUAUCCUGUGACCUAAGAGAUGAACACGGGUGCAGAUGUCCAUCCCAGCUUGACUGAAUGUCCUCUAAAAUGACAGUAAAGACAGCGUUGUUAUUGUCCUUUAGUUCUUUGACUCAUCACAUUUCCUCCUCUCCCAGCACAGCAGCCCUCAGCGUUUCUCAUAGACUGAACUCUGUGUCUGAUGUGCUGAGAAUCUGAUCAGGAACAGUGUUAGACUAGAGAUGUGCUGAGUUUGCAUUUCACAAACAUAAUCAGUCGCCUUCAGAGAGCCAGACAUGCUCAAUCUAUCACAGCCAAGAUGUUAAAAUGAUUUGUAGAGCCAGUUUGUCCGCAGCCUGCAGAGAGGCAGCAACAAAACAGAGACAGGCUGAGGGAGGACCCAUAGAGAGACAUAGAUUGUGGUAGAUUGGUAGACUGCAGGGUGUACACAAGUGUAUAGCAGGUGUACAGCAGGUACACAUUGGGUAUACGCAGGUGUACACAGCAGGUAUACAAGGUGUGCAGUGGGUAAACACAGGAGGAAAGCAUGUAUACAGCAGGUACACAGUGUGUUUACACAGAUGUAGAUAUGUGUACAGAGUGUAUAGCUGGUAUACUGCUUUGUAUAUAACACUUUAAAUCAAUCUGAUGGGAAUCUUUCGGACGUUUUGCUGAAUUCUCUGCACGUUUUUAUAGGAUGGUGAAGCCAUGAGUCAUCUUACACUGUCUCUGAUCAGCUGGUACAUGUUGUUUCCUCUAUCUGUUUGUUGCUUCUCUAAGGUUGUCAUGGUGAACGAAUCAGAGGUAGAGUAAGGUAUGUCACACUUUCCCUGCUGCAGGGAUAUGAUUGCGGUACAGCCUGUCCUCCUGCGGU
Messenger RNA from Xyrichtys novacula (pearly razorfish), 42496 nucleotides. The record is from the annotation of a GenBank genome assembly. NCBI's taxonomy places the organism in Eukaryota, Metazoa, Chordata, Actinopteri, Labriformes, Labridae.